Exophiala dermatitidis NIH/UT8656 is the source of this 5159-nucleotide messenger RNA. RefSeq lists its product as uncharacterized. Bases 3436 to 4614 code for a protein of 392 amino acids. Gene Ontology annotation, cellular component: mitochondrial inner membrane. The transcript has 3 exons. NCBI's taxonomy places the organism in Eukaryota, Fungi, Ascomycota, Eurotiomycetes, Chaetothyriales, Herpotrichiellaceae. Gene Ontology annotation, biological process: inner mitochondrial membrane organization. The record is from RefSeq and is a predicted model, not a curated record.
AGUCCUGACUCUGGCAACGGUGACAACUAUUUCUUACAGAUAGCUUGAUAUCGCGCCGAGAUCUUAUCCGGUCAACCGUCAGUUUGCUGGACAGUGGUGCAGUGGGCUUUCAGCUUGGAGGCUAGUAGUUACCGGCUUGCGCCACGUGCGGAACCCAGUCUGAUGCCCCUGACUUCUGACCCCUGACCAACUUGAACCUUGUCCCGCCAACUCGCACUCAACAUGCCAGUCCAGUCGAGACUUGAUCAUCUCGCGAACCGGAAUUGUAUAUACCCCUGACCCAGGGCAGAAAAUUCAACCUGCAUCCUUUCUGCUCAUCCCUAUACAGAACACAGCUUCAUCGGUCUCGAUGUCUCAAGUAAAUCCCACGUGGCCAAAUUCGCGCUAGAAAGUUCGAACAAAUGGACCGGGUUCUCGAACGGGCUUUUGACAUUACUCUCUUGUCGUCGGCUGGGGCCCGCCUGCCUAGCCUCCAUGGUCCUCACCUCACAGGGCAGCACCGGUGCCGGUCUCUCCAGUGGGGCGGGAACGUCGCCGUCGAUGGGACGAUUUCGAUGCCAGUGCCAGGUCCGGAGAAGAGCCCCGAGAGAUCGUGACAGACAGCCUAGACUCAAGCUUGCCAAUCAUUUAUCCUUCGGAUUCUUCUCUUCACUUUCCUUUUCUUCCUCCAAAGCCCGCUCGAGCGUCAUGUCUUGUCCGAUCGAGACCUCUUGCGCAGCCCAGAGAUCGGCGUAAAGGCCUCCCUGAGCCAGCAGCUCCGCAUGAGUUCCUUGUUCAACCACCUGGCCGUCUCGGAGCACAAAGAUGAUGUCGCAGUCAUAAAUCGUACGCAGCCGAUGAGCCACAAACACACUCGUCCGUUGCUUUUCUUUCAGGAUGCUGUUGAUGUUUUGCAACAGCGUCUGCUCCGUGUAUGUGUCGAGCGCCGAUGUCGCUUCAUCGAAGAAUAACAAAGGAGGGUCCUUUAGGAGAAGUCGGGCAAUUGCAAGUCGUUGCUUCUCUCCUCCAGAUAUCAUCAUGCCUCGUUCACCCACCAUGGUAUUCCAACCAGCCGGUAGCCGUUCCACCAGAUCCAGGAUCCUGGCUCUUCGUGCGGCUUCUCGGACUUCUUCAAAAGACGCGUCAACCCUGCCAUAUCGAAUGUUGUGCUCAAUCGUGUUGUUGAACAAUGGCGUAUCCUGGGGAACCACUCCAAUGCUCCGACGGAGACUGUCCAGGCUGAGCUCUUUGAUGUUUUGCCCGUCAAUCAGAAUCUGACCAGUCGGCGCAUCGUAGAAUCGGAACAAUAGCCGAAGAAUGGUCGAUUUCCCGCAUCCGCUGGGUCCCACAAUCGCAACCUUUUUCCCGGCAGGAAUCGUCAUGCUCAGAUUGUUCAAAAUAGGCCUGUCAGGAUGAUAUCCGAACGAGACGUUCUCAAACCUAAUUUCUCCCCCCUUGGUCAGAGCCAAAGGUCGCGGAUGGGCCACUUCCUUGACCGUCACAUUGACCUUUUGCAGACUGAACAAAGUCUCCAUGUCCAGCAGCGAUUGCCGAAGUUCUCGAUAGACGGAACCCAAGAAGUUCAAGGGCACAGACAGUUGGAAAACAAGUUGGUUGACCAUGACCAAGUCUCCGACCGUCAGUUCGCCGGCGGCCACCCCCGUUGCAGCCAUAUACAUCAUCCCUGCCAGCGCGGUGGAAAAUAUAAAGUUCUGGCCGCUGUUGAGGAACGCCAACGACGUCGUGACUUUGAUAGACGCAUCCUCGUAUUUCUUCAAUGCUUGGUCGUAUCGGUUGACCUCGAAUUUCUCGUUGUUGAAAUACUUGACAGCCUCGUAGUUGAUCAAUGUGUCGACCGCCACGGUUGCGCCUUGGUUGUCUGCUGCAUUCGCUUGUUUUCGGAAUUUCGUUCUCCACGAAGUCGUGGCGAUUGUGAACGCCGAAUACGCCACCAUAGUUGCAGCAGUGAUGGCAGCGAACGAUGCACCAUAUUUAUACGUCAGGAUGCCACAAACCAUUGAUAUCUCCAGCACCGUGGGGAAGAUAUGGAACAGCAUUGACGUCAAUAAAAAGCUGAUGCCCUUUGUGCCUCGAUCAAGCGCCCUGGUCAGUCCACCUGUUUGACGCGACAGAUGGAAUUUCAAAUCCAGUUGCAAUAGAUGUUGGAACACAUUCCGAGCCACGUUGCGGAUAGCCUUUUGUGCCACGCUCGCGAAGACGGCAUUGCGCAGCUCCUGAAACAGAGUUGCGCCAAUCCUGGUCACGCCGUAUGCCACAACCAUGGACCCGGCCACUGUCCAAGCGGUGCCGCCCACUGCCAGGAAAUCAAUGUUCAUUGAGUCGACAAUGCUUUUGAAGUAGAACGGCACAUUGACGUUCAGGAUCUUGGCCGAAACAAGUAAACCCAGGGCAGUGCUGACACGGAGCUUGCUUCCCCAGUCGCCUUUCGGCCAGAGAUACUGCACCAUCUCCCUCAUGAUGGAGAGAUCAAUCUUUCGCUGCUCCUUGUUGGAGACGACCUUUUCGGAGAGGAGGCCACUCUUCUUGAGGUCGACUGGCUCUGGCUUGACCGGCCCUGGUUUCUGAAGCGUCUCUGGCUUCGUGGCCUCGACGGUCCCCAGCCUACUUGCGGCCUCGUCGGCACCCUUGGCCGUCUGUUCUGGCGCCUUCCUCUCAUCCUGGCGUUUUAAGAAAGCCGACUGGGUAAAUAUCCGAACCCUAGGGCUCGCAACAAUUGAUCGGUUAGACCUCCAUGCCUUCAACACAGGAUAACGCGAACUGUGUAUUCUUUGACUGCCGCAAUUGUACAGCGUUCUGGACAGCAUCUUGAGCGUGAUGACUAGAUGGUCUGCUUACGCCGCAGCAGUCAGGCUGAGAACACUUUUUGUCCGCCUUCCCCUCCCCUAUGGCAUGUGUAAGCCAGAGAGAGGAGUUGCAACGUGUACGCGAACAGGCGAGUCACACACAGAAGGGGUCCAAUUGGGAGGGAAAGCGUAAACAGCUGGUUCGACAGGUUGAGCCAUUUGUGCUCAAUGUGAUGCCAUCCGACGGCGCCGAAGAGCGCUUGGUCGAGUACAUACUUCCCCGUAACCCGCUGAUCUUACAGGCGAGGCUGUGAUCACAUGAAAAACAUAGGGUCCUCAGUUUUUGGCCGAGAAACCGCAAUGUUGUCCUCGCCGAAUUUUAACCGUGUGUAGAGACUUUGUUGAUAUGUUGCAAUUUCAAAAUAUCGAUGACCAACUUGAACAUCCAUGAUUCCGUAGAAACCAGGUGGAACAUGUGCUUGGCAUGUUUGACACGCGAAUGUUGUCCGCCGACCGACGCCAUUGAGCUCCGCAGUUUUUGGAAGCUCUGGUCAUGAAUCGUGUUUGGAUAUUUCCAACAACGGCCAGGAGUCUGGUCCUACUUCACUGCUGAAACUCGCGAGAAAAGUACCCUGACCACCAUAAAAUCAACAUGCCUCAGGUUGCCGCACAGAAUCUCCGGCGGCUGACCGGGUUCCCUCGAAAAUGGGCAUUUCCAGCACACCUUGUCGCCGGGCGGAGAGUUGGAGGAUACAAGUACAUCUCAGUGCAAGCGACGCCCGCCACCGACACCAGUAGGAUUGACGUUCAAGUUGUUGGCAAAUCGGCAUCAGCAGCCUCUCCAGAUGCCUCGUUCGAAGUCCUAGGAAGUCCAUACUCAUUAUUGUCCGUGACAUUAUCACCAUCUCAAGACCUCUACACGCGUCGAGGGACAUUAGUCGGUUUCGCAGGGGAUCCAGACGGCACAGUCUCAACGCUACGAUUACUUAACCCCGUCCGACGCGCCUUGAUCGGAAUACCGUUUCUCUACCAGAAAAUCACAUCCACAUCGUCUGUCAAUGCGCUCAUCGCGACGAGAUCACCUCUUACCACAUUUGCGAUUCUCCAAUUAGACGGACGGACGGAUUGGAAACUGGCGCAACGGAAAGCCCUGCUAGCAUGGACCGGUAGCACGUUGUCAGUGAAACCGACUUUGAGCACGAAACUCUCGCUGGCACAUUGGGGCAGUUCGGAUGUGACAGGGAGAGGACUCUUGGCUCUCGCUGGGCAAGGGCAAGUGUAUUCGAUUGAACUUGCGGAGGGCGAGACGUAUCUCGUCCACCCGUCUAAUAUCCUGGCAUAUUCGAUCUCUUCGCCCUCUCCUCCUCCGCAACCGUACCGUUUCAAGUCUACCAAUGUCCGGUUUCAGAUCCCUCUCCAGCUGGGGAACUUUUUCCCUUCAUCCAAAUUUGUCGAGACUUUGAAAACGAGCAGUACUUACAAGAUUAUUGCCAAUGCUUUGCUGAGGAUUCGGACCUGGAGUCGCAGGACUAUAUGGGGGGAUAGACUGUUCUUGCAGUUCAAAGGUCCUACGACACUUUUGAUUCAAAGUCGUGCGGCCAGAGUAAAUGAUGUUUUGACGGCUCAGGAAGUCAACGAGAUUGCCGAUACUCCUCCGGGAGUCGUGCGGGACGCCCUAACAGACGCUCAAGCGGCUAAAGCCAUUGACGCCUCGAGACCAGGUGCUGCUGGGGCUUCGCCGUCAAGUUCCACGUCAUCGCCGCAGUCGCAAGCCAAAUUGUCAUAUGCAAAUGUUAGCAGUGAUGGCAAGGUUACCUUUGACAAGUCAUAGAACUUGCGCCGGUUUUCGGCAACAGUUCCUAGGACGAGUACUGUUCAAAGCGAGGCAUGUACAGAUGCUGCAUUGAAAGCGACCGGCGGAAACACUGUGCUAGGAUCGUUUCCUCAUUCUGGUAGAAUAUGUGUCUUCACACGACCUUGCGUUCUGAAGCGAGGGACCAUGUCCGUGGUUGAUCCUAAAACUUGUCUUUUAAUGAAAUCUAUGUCUCUUGCUCUCACAGGUAUCUUUCUGGGUGGUUGUGCAAACCUACAGUCGUAUUCUAAGCGUACAAUACUAGAUAGCCCUACUUCGGGAGAUGGGUUUUCACAGGCAAAAGGCGCAGACAUACCAAGUCAACGGGCAAUGGAGCAGGUAGUUCAGCAGACAGGCAAUUCAAGAUACGAGGAGGACAAGCAAUCGGCGAAUGUGAACGAAAAGUGGUCUGUUUUUCAUUUGGUAGCCUUCGUUAGGUUAUGUGAGCCUAGCUUAGCUAUCUAAACCAGUCCGUAAUGCGUAAAGGACCAGCAUAUCGAACGUGCAGUAGGUCUCAAAGCACA